AUGCCUCCUGCAAACCAAUUCGAAGAUUCAGAUGAAAAUUGGUCUACUUCAUCCGUAGAAGAACGAUUAGAACUUUCUCAGAAAAAACAAACAAAAAAGAGAGGAAAAAUUUCUAUUAUAGCCUGUGACAAGUGUAGGAGCAUGAAAAAGAAAUGCACAGGCGGUGAUUUCGUGAGUAAAGAACCUUGCUCAUAUUGCGCAAGACAUGGUGAAGAAUGUAAAUAUUCAAAUGCAAGAAGGCGACGAACUGCAAACGUUCAAGAUUUUCAACAAUUUAUUGAUAGAUUGGUGUUUAUUGAGGGUCAAUUAAAAAAAUUAAUAAGCGAGCUUAGAGAAUUUUUUGAAUCAACGAAAAAUAAAGAAGAACCUGAGUUUUUUGGUGAUGAUUUAGAGUUCGAAAUUAUGGAUUUAUGUAACAAAUCUUCUUAUGCUUCUAACGAUCAAGAAAUUUUAGAAGAUCCUUCAAAUUCUUCGACUUUACCUUUUAACUGUGAAAAUUAUGAACCAGAAAAAUCUGACGAAGAGAGGCAAACUAAUGAACUAAACAACUUUAGACCUAAACGUAAGAAUUCUGAAACAAAAAAAAGAAAUCUCAAAAAGCCUAAAACCAAACAAAAUACUUCACCAACUAAUCAACAUAAAAACGUAAGAGGAACCUUUUCGACAUUAUAUUUGGUACCAAGAGGCCGUCAUGUUACUCAUUUAUUUUCCAAGGACGAAGGCAUAAUUGAAAACACACAAUUUCAACCACCAUCUCCUUCUAUAAACUACUCAGAUCAAAAUCAAAUGACAACUGAUAAUGAUAAUUUUUGUUUUAGUAAUCUAAAUUUGCAAGCUGUACCUCAAAUAUCACAUUUCUCGCAAGAACAUUUUAUGUGUAACAACAUUGAUAAUUUCUUUCUAAAUGCCCCAACGGAAGUACUGCAUGUUCGCGUAACGUAA
Molecule: messenger RNA, 942 nt
Organism: Dentiscutata erythropus
Lineage: Eukaryota; Fungi; Glomeromycota; Glomeromycetes; Diversisporales; Gigasporaceae
Source: the annotation of a GenBank genome assembly